This is a messenger RNA of Leopardus geoffroyi (Geoffroy's cat), 5224 nucleotides long. RefSeq names its product ubiquitin specific peptidase 35 (gene USP35). Bases 1278 to 4292 code for a protein of 1004 amino acids. Gene Ontology annotation, cellular component: nucleus; cytosol. Gene Ontology annotation, molecular function: cysteine-type deubiquitinase activity; cysteine-type endopeptidase activity. The record is from RefSeq and is a predicted model, not a curated record. NCBI's taxonomy places the organism in Eukaryota, Metazoa, Chordata, Mammalia, Carnivora, Felidae. The transcript has 11 exons. Gene Ontology annotation, biological process: protein deubiquitination.
CUGGUUGAAUCUUAUUUGGAGUAAAGAGUUCAACACAUUAUUCCAGGAGGCUUGGAGUGGGCCCUAGGCAUAUGAAUUUGUACUAAGUACCCAGGUGACUCUGAGGCAGCCAAGCCAGUAUUUGGGGACCACUGAUCUGUACUCUGGCUUCACCCACAGUAAUCUCGGAGGUGCCAGCCACUGAGAAUCCCUAGUGCUUGCCCUGAGGAGCUCACAGCCUUGUGAGAGACACAGAGACUUAAAUGGGCCCAUUGCUUGGUAACACGUGCCGUAAUGGAAGCUUGGUCUCAGCCAAGAGCCAGAACAGAGAAGGGAGCAUCUCCAUAGGGCCUGGCACAGAGUCGGGGGCCCACAAUAUCUGUGGUUCUGAAUAAAAGUUUCCGGCCCCUCAUUUAGUGAAUGUCUGGCUUGUCUUCACACCAACUCCAGCUCUCAAGAAUAGUUUUUACUGAGCCAAUAAGUUUAAACACCUGGACGCUGAACCUUGUAUCAGGUCCUGCCUAGAGUGGGAUUAUACGAAGAAGCAAAGAAAUGGCUGUCUUCUAGAAGCUGAAAGUUGGAUGUUAGGAGCACAAGCUUUACCUUUGUGAACCAGCAUGAGAAGCAGGAGAAAAGUGGGUCAGCUUGGGAGAAAGGCUUCCAGGAAACUGCCCAAAGGGAGGAGAAAGGGAAGGCUUUUGUGGCUCAGAGGAAUAAGGUAGCAGUAACUCACCGUAUUUUGCAUUUGUUUCUUCAACAAAUGCCUACUACGAAUCAGGCACUGGGCUAGGUGAGUGAACAAAACUGACAUGAUUCCUGCUCUCAGGAGCCUAUAUAGUAUAGUGGAGGAGGCUGACUUCAUCCAAGUGAUCAUGAUAAGUGUUAUAAAGAAGGACAGGGUGCUCUGAAAUUGUUAACAGGGGUUUUGACCCAGACAAAGAGGUUGGGGAGGGCUUCCUUGAGGAAGUGAAUUUGAGCCGGAAGUCUGCAGGGUGAGUCAAGGAGGGAGGAGCAUAUGCAAAGGGCCCAGUGGCAGGGAGAACACAGUGAAUCAAGAGUGAGGGGCUGGUGUGGGAUCAGGCUGGGUGGGGGGCAGGCAGGGCCUUGAGCGUGCAAGUCUGUGGAGCCAGGGCCACACAGACAUGAAAUGUUCUGCUUUAUUGGAGGGAAUUAUGUGACCCCAGCUAUAAUGGAGGAAGAGGCUACAGGUGGCUGUAGGAAUGGAGGGUGAGGGAUGAAUUCACGCCUGGAGGUCCAGGGAUAUUCUAACUGAAGACAGGGUGUUUGAGCGCGGCAUCAUGGACAAGAUCCUGGAGGCGGUGGUGACAUCCUCGUACCCCGCGAGUGUGAAGCAGGGCCUGGUGCGGCGCGUGCUGGAGGCGGCGCGGCAGCCGCUGGAGCGGGAGCAGUGCCUGGCGCUGCUGGCGCUGGGCGCGCGCCUCUACGUGGGCGGCGCGGAGGAGCUGCCGCGCCGCGUGGGCUGCCAGCUGCUACACGUGGCCGGUCGCCACCACCCGGAAGUCUUCGCCGAGUUCUUCAGCGCGCGCCGCGUGCUUCGCCUGCUGCAGGGUGGCGCCGGCCCGCCGGGCGCCCGUGCUCUCGCCUGCGUACAGCUGGGCCUGCAGCUGUUACCCGAGGGGCCCGCGGCCGACGAGGUGUUUGCGCUGCUCCGGCGGGAGGUGCUGCGCACCGUGUGUGAGCGCCCAGGGCCCGCGGUCUGCGCGCAAGUCGCCCGGUUACUGGCGAGGCAUCCGCGCUGCGUCCCCGACGGCCCGCACCGCCUGCUUUUCUGCCAGCAGCUGGUGCGCUGCCUGGGUCGCUUCCGUUGUCCGGCCGAGGGCGAGGAGGGCGCCGUGGAGUUCCUGGAGCAGGCCCAGCAGGUGAGCGGGCUCCUGGCGCAGCUGUGGCGCGCUCAGCCCGCUGCCAUCCUGCCCUGCCUGAAGGAGCUGUUUGCAGUCAUCUCUUGCACAGAGGAAGAGCCUCCAUCUAGCGCCCUGGCCAGCGUGGUCCAGCACCUCCCAUUGGAGCUAAUGGAUGGUGUCGUCCGGAACCUCAGCAAUGAUGACAGUGUGACAGACUCUCAGAUGCUGACGGCCAUCAGCAGGAUGAUCGACUGGGUGUCAUGGCCCCUGGGAAAGAACAUUGACAAGUGGAUCAUUGCACUGUUGAAGGGCUUGGCCGCUGUUAAGAAGUUCAGCAUCUUGAUUGAGGUUUCGCUCGCCAAAAUUGAGAAGGUUUUCUCCAAGCUUCUGUACCCCAUUGUCCGGGGAGCUGCCUUGUCUGUCCUCAAGUACAUGCUCCUGACCUUCCAGCACUCCCAUGAAGCCUUCCACCUGCUCCUCCCUCACAUCCCCCCCAUGGUGGCCUCUCUGGUCAAGGAGGACUCCAACUCGGGGACCAGCUGCUUGGAGCAGCUGGCGGAGCUGGUCCAUUGCAUGGUCUUCCGGUUUCCAGGCUUCCCAGAUCUGUAUGAGCCUGUCAUGGAGGCCAUUAAGGACCUCCAUGUUCCCAAUGAGGACCGCAUCAAGCAGCUGCUGGGGCAAGAUGCCUGGACCUCGCAGAAGAGUGAGCUGGCUGGUUUCUACCCCCGGCUCAUGGCCAAGUCAGACACGGGCAAGAUUGGUUUAAUCAAUUUGGGAAACACAUGCUACGUGAACAGCAUUCUUCAAGCCUUAUUCAUGGCUUCUGACUUCAGACACUGUGUGCUCAGAUUGACAGAGAACAACUCACAGCCCUUGAUGACCAAGCUGCAGUGGCUCUUUGCCUUCCUGGAGCACAGCCAGAGGCCUGCCAUUUCUCCAGAGAAUUUCCUGUCUGCAUCCUGGACACCCUGGUUCAGCCCUGGCACCCAGCAGGACUGCUCUGAGUACCUGAAGUACCUGUUGGAUCGGCUACACGAGGAGGAGAAGACGGGGACCAGGAUCUGCCAAAAGCUCAAGCAGUCCAGCUCGCCCUCCCCACCGGAGGAGCCCCCCAGCCCAAGUCCCACCUCUGUGGAGAAGAUGUUCGGAGGCAAGAUUGUUACUCGGAUACGCUGCCUCCACUGCCUCAACGUCUCCUCCAGGGAAGAGGCCUUCACGGACCUCUCUCUCGCUUUCCCCCCCACCGACCGCUGUCGCCGCCGCCGCCUGGGCUCAGUGAUGCUCCCUGCAGAGGACGUUGGGGUCGGGGACCCCCCGUCACCAUCCCAAGCCCAGGUUCCAAGCAGGGUGGGUUCUCGGAGGCAGAGGAAACAUUGCGUCACGGGGGACGCCCCCGCUGCUGUCCUGGACAUUGAAGGUCUGGGCCCCCAGGGACCUGGGGGGCAGAUCAGUGGGGAAGAGAAGGUGGAGAGGGAGGAGGAAGUGGAGGAGGAAGCUCAGGAGGAGGAGAGGCCCCGAGAGCAGGAGGAGGAGGAAGAGAAAGAGAAGGAGGCGGUGGCAGAGGAGGAAGAGAAGGCUGAGAAGGAGAAGGAGGCAGAGACCGCAAAGGAGAAGGAAGAGGACGGCUCGGGGCCAGGGAGCCAGAGGGGCGCCGCCGGGGAGGGCUCCCGGUCCGUCCUGGACCUGGUCAACUACUUCCUGUCCCCCGAGCGGCUGACGGCGGAGAACCGCUACUACUGCGAGCCUUGUGCCUCGCUGCAGGACGCCGAGAAGGCAGUGGAGCUGAGCCAGGGGCCGCGCUACCUCAUCCUGACCCUGCUGCGCUUCUCCUUCGACUUGCGCUCCAUGCGCCGCCGCAAGAUCCUGGACGACGUCUCCAUCCCCUUGCUGCUCCGCCUGCCUCUGGCCGGGGGCCGCGGCCAGGCCUACGACCUCUGCAGUGUCGUCGUGCACUCGGGAGUGUCCUCGGAGAGCGGCCACUACUACUGCUAUGCCCGCGAGGGCGCCGCCCGCCCGGCCCCCUCUUUGGGCGCUGCGGACAGGCCCGAGCCCGAGAACCAGUGGUACCUGUUCAACGACACUCGGGUGUCCUUCUCUUCCUUCGAGUCCGUCAGUAAUGUCACCUCCUUCUUCCCCAAGGACACGGCCUACGUGCUCUUUUACCGGCAGCGGCCUGGGGAGGGGCCUGAGACCGAGCCGAGCUCUCCCAGAGGUCGGGCAGAGCCCACCCUCCACAAAGACUUGAUGGAGGCCAUUUCCAAAGACAACAUCCUUUACCUGCAGGAGCAGGAGAAGGAGGCACGGAGCAGGGCGGCCUACAUCUCUGCACUCCCAGCAUCUCCGCACUGGGGGAGGGGCUUCGAUGAAGACAAGGAUGAGGACGAAGGCUCUCCGGGAGGCUGCAAUCCUGCAGGUGGCAAUGGCGGGGACUUCCACAGACUGGUCUUCUAAUGUGGACUCUUCCCCAGCCUGAAACCUCAGGGGAGGCCUUGACCCCUUCCCUCUGGGAACUGGGUGGGGACAGAGGCGCUCUGCCAGGUGGGGUCUGAGGAGGCGGGAGAGGUGGAGAGGAAGCUUCUGGGACACCGGUCCUCAGCCUGAAGGGUCUGCAGAGACUCGGAUAUGGAGGUGAGCCCCAAGCCCCUGACACUGGGAUCAGCCCCUUUAAGAUUUUACACCCAAGUGUCCUGGUCAACUUGAAGCAGCUUCGAUGGACACUGUCUGGGCCUUGUCCCCGUCUCCCCAGCAGGGCUGAACUCCACAGCUCUAGUGUUUUGGCAUCUAGUAGCAUUUCCCUUCUAGCUCCUUUCAGACAAUCCUAUUGCUCUCUAUUACAAAAAGCAGAGCAGCAUGUGGGGACCUGUGUGUCACAGCGGUGGCCACCUUCUUGUUUCUCUGAGGGGGGUUUCAGAGGCACUGUGUGUGGUUGCCUGCGCCCGUUGUACUUUUUGGAGAGGAGUGGAGGUGGGAAGCAGCCUGGCACAGGAUCAGAGAUGGUCUCCCUCCACACCAAACAGUGGUGUGUAGAGGGGAGGACAGUCCCCUCGUCACAGCGGGAGACCCUUACUCCCCAGUCCCCUUCCCCCCUAGCCUGCCUCAGUGCCUGAGAUGCCACCUUUUGCAUCCCCUUUCUGGUGAAGAUAGAGAAUCCUUAUUUUACUGCAAAUGUGUUUGUGUUGCUCGCGAAGCCAUUGUCCGUCCUGAGGAAAGCUGGCUGGCUCAGCUCCUCAUCAGUUGGCUUUAGAGUGCGGCCUGGGGGCUGGUGGGGGUGGUUUGGUAGAGGAGCAGAUAUUGACCUCAUUGUGCCCUGACACUGCUGUACCCUUCUAAAUGGAGAGGAGAGACUCAGGGUCUCAAACAGGAAUAAAAACAGGUUCUCUGAA